Messenger RNA from Papaver somniferum (opium poppy), 1870 nucleotides. Its product is annotated as cytochrome P450 71A1-like. The transcript is spliced from 2 exons. The record is from RefSeq and is a predicted model, not a curated record. The coding region runs from base 34 to 1635 and encodes 533 amino acids. NCBI's taxonomy places the organism in Eukaryota, Viridiplantae, Streptophyta, Magnoliopsida, Ranunculales, Papaveraceae. Gene Ontology annotation, molecular function: iron ion binding; monooxygenase activity; heme binding.
AUUGCAUAUUCAAAAACCAGAAACUGGUGCAACAUGAGUCAUGUGGUGCGUAUAAAUUGGCUAGAGCAUCUGAUUACUUCCUCUGGCUUCAUUUUUUCUCUUCUUCUUACCUUCUUUGUAUUGUUCUUGUUCUUCCUGUUUAGUUCAAAAGCUAAGCAGUACUACUACAAAACCAGCAAUAAACACAAGUUACCACCUUCACCAUCAAAGCUACCUUUUAUAGGAAACAUUCACCAUAUAACCUCCUCACCUCAUCUUUCAUUUCACCUUCUGUCUCAAGAAUAUGGGCCACUGAUGUUUUUCUACCUUGGCCGAGUUCCGACCCUUAUAGUCUCAUCUGCUGCCGUGGCUGAAGCAAUCCUAAAAACAAAUGAUUUAGUUUGUUCAAGUAGACCCACUUCGAGGAUCUCCAAGCGGCUAUUGUAUGAUAAUAAGGACCUCGUUGUAGCUCCCUACGGCGAGUAUUGGAGGCAAAUUAGAAAAAUGUGCAUGUUGCAACUCUUAAGUCCAAAAAGAGUCCAAAUGUAUCAGUUCGUUAGGGAAGAAGAAACAGCUCUGAUGAUCAAGAUGAUAAGUCAGAAGUCUGCUUCUAGUUUAAGUUCUUCUUCAGGGAAUUUGGUAAAUUUGAGCGAAGAACUAUCAUUGCUCUUGAAUAACAUAAUCUGUAGAGUAUCAUUAGGGAAGAAGUAUAGUGAAGAGGAGGGUGGUGGGAAGGGCUAUAAGAAUAUGAUUAACGAGUUGCAAGAAUUAUUGGGUGCUGUUGAUAUUGGAGAUCAUCAACCUUUACUUUGUUGGUUGAAAUAUUUUAACGGUUUGCAUUCAAGAAUAGAAAAGAGCUUCAGAGUUACUGAUCGGUUUCUUGAACAAGUAAUCGAAGAUCAUGUAUCGACGAGAAACAUAAAGAAAAAGAGUGAUCAAGAGGAAGACUUUGUGGAUGUUUUACUUGACAUUGAAAAGCAAGGCUCAAUUGGUCUUCCUUUCACCAGAGAUAACAUCAAAGCCAUUAUUUUGGACAUGUUUUCAGCUGGGACUGACACCACAUACACGGUCAUAGAAUGGACAAUGGCUGAACUUAUGAAGCAUCCUGAAGCCAUGAAGAAUGUACAAGAGGAAGUUAGAAGUAUCACCAAAGGUCAAUCGAAAGUCACCGAAGAACUUAUUCAGCAAAUGCACUACUUAAAGUCAGCUAUUAAGGAAACUUUGCGGUUACAUCCUCCUAUUCCGUUAUUAGUUCCACGCCUAUCAACAGAAGACAUUAAAGUCAAUGGGUAUGACAUUCCUGCGAAAACAACAAUCAUUGUAAAUGCUUGGGCUAUCGGAAGAGACCCAGACUCAUGGGAGGAACCAGAAAAAUUCUGUCCGGAAAGGUUCUUAAAUGGAGGAUCAAGUUCUGAAAUUGAUUUCAAAGGUUUUGAUUUUGAGUUGGUUCCGUUUGGAGCUGGAAGAAGAGGAUGUCCAGGGAUCCAUCUUGCCAUGGCUACAGUAGAACUUGCAUUAGCUAAUCUUCUGAACGAAUUCAACUGGGAGAUGCCAAAUGGAUUGAUGAAUGAGGAUCUAGACAUGGUUGAAGGUACAGGACUUACAGUUCAUAAAAGAUCUGCCUUAGUUCUUUUGGCUACACCAUAUGUAAGUUAAACGCUCAGGACGUACUCCGAGUUUGAUUGUGCAUCUUUUAUAUGUAAGCUCUUAAUGAGUAACCAGUUUUUGUUGCAACCCUGGUAUAGGGGCGGCAAGUUCUAGUAGAGGGGCGGCAAGUGUGAUAGCAAUGUCCCUCUAAUUGGUUAGGGGAUGUCUUAUAGGGGUAUAAAUUGACUAGGUUACCCUUUUUGCUUUAAAUGGACUAAUUUAUCCCUCCUUUUUAAAUUGAAAA